Messenger RNA from Pyricularia pennisetigena, 387 nucleotides. RefSeq lists its product as uncharacterized. NCBI's taxonomy places the organism in Eukaryota, Fungi, Ascomycota, Sordariomycetes, Magnaporthales, Pyriculariaceae. Gene Ontology annotation, cellular component: vacuolar transporter chaperone complex; fungal-type vacuole membrane. The record is from RefSeq and is a predicted model, not a curated record. The transcript is spliced from 2 exons. Bases 1 to 387 code for a protein of 128 amino acids.
AUGUCGAGCCAGCCACUACUUCAAACCGCACCGGGCAAGCGGAUCGCGCUCCCGACGCGAGUCGAGCCCAAGGUCUUUUUCGCAAACGAGAGAACCUUCCUCUCAUGGCUCAACUUUACCGUCGUUCUGGGCGCCCUCGCCGUCGGCAUGCUCAACUUUGGUGACCGCCCGGCCUUCAUCUCCUCCAUCAUGUUCACACUGGUCGCCAUGUUCACCAUGGGUUAUGCGUUGUGGCAAUACCACUGGCGUGCUGCCACCAUCAGAAAGCGGGGACAGGCAGGAUUCGACGACAGGUUCGGCCCGACUAUGCUGGCCAUCAUCCUGUUCCUGGCCGUCGUGGUCAACUUUGUGUUGAGGGUCACGUAUGACAAGAACAAGAAGGUGUAA